AGACAUUUUAAUAAUACUCUUCUUUACUUUCUUUUAGAAAAUUUCUUCAUGGAGUCCAUCAUAGGGUCAGUUGUUGGAAGGGUAGGGGAAUAUGUAGAUUGUCAGAAAAACUUCCACAAUGAUGUGGAUGAUCUUAAAAAAGGAAUUGCAGAUCUAAAACGCAGAAGAAAUGAUAAGUUAGCGGAGCUACUAACAGUGGAUGACUCGGAAAAACAAGUUAAAGAAGAAGUGCAAGGAUGGCUUGAAGAUGCAAGGAGGGUCACUGAAAUUGAAAUGCCAGAUAUUGAAGAAGAGGUGCAGAUUGUUUCAUACUUGUCACGUGGUAGCCUUGGAAGACGUGUUCGUCAAAAGAUUCAACAGGUGAGAGAACUUUAUGAUCGAGGUAGUUUCCCUGAAGGUCUUGUAAUUGAAAGACCUCCACCUAUUGGAAUCACUUUGCCAACAGACAAUAUGGUGGGCGAGGUUAAUGUGAAGGAAAAAAUUUGGGGAUACUUGGGUGACAUUGAGGUUGGAAUAAUUGGAGUUUGUGGAAUUGGUGGAGUCGGCAAGACCACUGUUAUGAAACAUAUCCAUAAUGAAUUACUGAAUAAACCUAUCGGGUUUACAAAGAUUAUUUGGGUUACAGUAUCACAGUCACUCAGUGUUGUAAAAUUACAAGAUGACAUUGCUAGAAAAAUGAACAGAAGUCUUGAUGGUGAUGAAUUGGAGCGGGCAUCUACAUUGAUGAAGAUUAUGAAAACAGAGAAAUUUGCAUUGAUCUUAGAUGAUGUGUGGGACACAUUUAGUCUUCACGAAGUUGGAAUACCAGAACCAACAAUAGAAAAUGGGUGCAAAAUUGUUAUUACCAGCAGAUUAGUUGAUGUAUGCAACCACUUGAGAUGUCAGAUAGUGAUGGUGCCUCUUCUUCCAGAGCAAGAGUCUUUGAACUUGUUUUUAGAUACGGUUGGACGAGACAUUCUACAAAUUCCUAAUUUGGAAAAGAUUUUGACGGAUAUGGUGGCAGAAUGCGCUGGUUUGCCAUUGGCCAUUGUCGUCAUUGCUGGGAGCAUGAGAGGCGUAACAGAUAUUCGUGAGUGGAGAAGAGCAUUACGUCAAUUGUGUGACUGUGUGGUGGGUACAGAGAGAGAUUCAGAAGACAGGAUAUUUAAACGUUUGAAGUUCAGUUAUGACCGUCUACCAAAUUCAAGCAUUCAAGAGUGUUUCUCAUAUUGCUCAUUGUAUCCGGAGGAUUGGCAGAUUGAAAGAGAAGAUCUAAUUGAAGCCUGGAUUUAUGAGGGACUUAUUGAAAAAUUAGAGAGCAGAAGAGCAAUGCAUGAUGAAGGACAUGCUAUUUUAAAUAGGCUUUUAAAAAAUUGUCUGUUACAGGGCGAUGUAUAUCAAGGAGAAUAUGUUGCAAUGCAUGAUGCUGUGAGGGACAUGGCAUUGCGUGUUAAGAGCACAGGUCGUGGUAGGUUUAUGGUAAAAGCUCAAACGAUAUUGAGAGAGAUACCAGAUGAGGAUGAAUGGGUUGAAGAUCUAGACAAGGUUUCCCUCAUGGGAGAUCAAAUAUCAUAUAUCCCUAUAAAUAUGUCCCCCAAAUGCUUGAUGCUCUCAACCUUGAUUUUGAAGAAUAAUCCAAGAUUGAGGCAAAUUCCAGAGUGUUUUUUAGAAAACAUGCCUAAACUGGAGUUUCUUAAUCUUUCCUACACUGACAUUGAGGCUCUACCUAAUUCCAUAUGCAGCUUAGAGAAUCUUACAGCACUGAUUCUCUGUGGAUGUACCAGAUUAAAAUGCAUGCCUUCCUUGUCAAAGCUUAAAGCACUGGAGAAGUUGGAUUUGUUGAGAGCAGGCCUUCAUGUAGCUCCUGAAGGCAUUGAAAUGUUAGGAAAUCUAGAAUAUCUUGAUUUAUCUUGUCCAGACCUGAAGGUGCUACCAAGAGGAAAAAUCAGUGAGCUCGUUCGCCUCCAACACCUACGGAUUGUUGCAGCUGAUAUAAGAGGAGAAGAAGUAGCAAGAUUGAAGAAGCUGGAAUAUUUUGAAUGUAGAUUUGAUUGGUUGAAAGAAUUCAACAGUUUUGUUAGCAAGGUGAACCAUUUUGGAAGAAGACCCAGAAGUUACUUGCUUGAGGUGGGACCGUGGGCCGACUGGGAGGAGGGGGAGGAUCCUUUGAAAUUCUACGACAGUGAUAUUAAAGAAGUAGCUUUACACGGAUGCAAGAUAGGAGAAAACGAUGUGCCGGUGCUUCCAGAUGACCUUCUAGAUUUGAAGAUAUUCAGUUGCAAUACGGCUGCUGAUAUUUCUAUUUUUCUGAAAAAUUUGACUCAAUUGCAAACAUAUCAACUGGGUUCCUGCGAAGGGAUAGAGUGUGUGGUCUCCUCGUCGUCAUCUUCAUCAUCUUCCUUGACAGUUAUGAAUAACCUUGCAAACUUAUCCCUAGAGGAUUUGCAUAGCUUGCGGGAUGUUGUGAAAGUGGAAAAAACAACUACAUCGCUUGCACCAACAAUAUCCCCUCACAUCUUUUCCAAUCUUAAAGACCUGAGCGUAUUUUAUUGUGCAAAAUUGAAGAAGUUGUUUCCAUGUGAGCUAUUGCAGGGUCAGAGCCUCCAAAACUUGGAGAAGAUUGAUGUUCAAGAGUGCUUGGGGAUGGAGGAAAUAAUAGGAUGGGAAGAAGAAGAGGAAAGAAAUCAAACAACUACAAGAUCGAUUACUCUUCCGAAAUUAAGGAUAUUGCGGUUGAAAUUCCUGCCAGAAUUGAGGAGAAUCUACCCUGAAGGAGGAGCAAUGGUUUGUGAGUCUCUCAAUGCCUUCGAAAUAAGGCGCUGUGAGAAGGUAAAGAGGAUUCCCUUUUAUCUUGGAAGGGAAAACGGCCAACCAUCUUUUCCUGCUGUCGAAAUUAUCCUUAUUUCCAAUCCAAAAGAAUGGUGGGAAUGGGUGGAGUGGGAGAAUCCUUACGAUAAGAAUAGCCUCCAACCUUUCCUCGAAAAUCGUGGCGAUGGCUCCUCUUGGGUAGAGAUUGAAAUCGGUCUUAACCAUUCCAUUUGACUAGUUUCUAAUGCCCAGCCCAGCCCAGCUCAGCUCAGAAAUUUCAUCCAUUCAAUAUCAACCUGGUCAACCUGUGUCCAAUUUCUAAUGCCCAGCCCAGGCUGCAUCUCUUACCAUCUCAUACCUAUUUCUUCAACUUAGCAACAUUUAUAGCAAAGGAAGACAAAAAAUUGGACUCACACUCACUUGAAUUCAAUGCCAUCUCUGUUUUAAUUUGCUGUUUUGUGCUAUAUGGAUGAACUUCAUUUAAUUAAAGCUUGUUUGUUGUUUCUUUAAAUAAUUUGUUUUACAAUGU
Molecule: messenger RNA, 3316 nt
Organism: Rubroshorea leprosula
Lineage: Eukaryota; Viridiplantae; Streptophyta; Magnoliopsida; Malvales; Dipterocarpaceae
Source: the annotation of a GenBank genome assembly